Molecule: messenger RNA, 830 nt
Organism: Corticium candelabrum
Lineage: Eukaryota; Metazoa; Porifera; Homoscleromorpha; Homosclerophorida; Plakinidae
Product: RNA-binding protein pno1-like
Exons: 7
Coding region: 360-692 (110 amino acids)
Cellular component (GO): nucleolus
Molecular function (GO): RNA binding
Source: RefSeq, a predicted model, not a curated record
GGAGGUGAGGGUUGUCACGCAGAAGCGUAGAAAGGAUCCCCAAGUGGCCAUGGAAGCGAGCGAAUCGUCGAAUUCAGCGAAAAGAGCGCAAUAUCCACCGGUCGACGUCUCGAAAACGUCAGUAGGUUCUACGACUGGAGUCACUCUUCCCUGUUGUCCUUUAGUGUAAGAAUACCCGUACCACCACAUGGAUUUUCUCCUCUCAAAGAGAGCUGGAUGAAGAUCUUCACUUCUGUUGUGGAGCAUUUGAAACUUCAAAUCAGACUCAAUUUGAAGACGAAAAAUGUGGAACUGAAAACUUCAGAGGUGAUGACUGAUCCUAGUGCAUUGCAGAAAGGAGCAGAUUUGUCAAAGCAUUUAUGUUGGGAUUUGAAGAUUCAUUAGCUUUAGUUCGCCUAGAUGAUCUUUAUCUUGAUUCUUUUGAGAUUCAGGAAGUGAAGCCUUUGAAGGGUGAACAUUUAUCAAGAGCUAUCGGUCGAAUAGCUGGCUCGGGUGGAAAGACCAAGUUUACAAUCGAAAAUGUAACUAAGACUAGAAUAGUACUAGCCGACAGCAAAAUUCACAUUCUGGGAGCAUUCCAGAAUAUCAAGAUUGCUAGACGAGCUGUCUGCAGUCUUAUCUUAGGGAGUCCACCUUCGAAAGUUUAUGGUGCGAUGCGGAUAGUAGCAAGUCGUUCAUCAGAGAGAUUUUAAUGUUAUUUCUAUUGCAACGACAUUGCUUGCUAGAAAUCUGGAGAUACAUGCUACUAUAGUGUCAGUUGUGAUUAAAAUUAUAAUUACCGAGCGCCGGUCUUGCCACGCGAGGCGAAUAAAUCACAUUAGUAUGGAUGA